CGACUGUCCUCUGUCCGUGUCUUCACACAGGACAUCUCUGCCGGAUCGCUACCUGCAGCGUCCGCCUCUCCUAGACUUAUCGUCUUCUUCCAGCUGCUUCUCAGCCUGCUGGCAGGUCUCUUUUGACGACCACCGCACGCGCAGAAAACAGAAAAACCCCAACUCCGCCAUCUACUUUAUCUCUUUGACAUUCAAUGAGCAAACCCUCGACUGCCUCAUUAUCGAAGAUUUCGACUCAGCUACCGCAAAAGUCUGCUUGGGCAAAGGGCCCGCCUCAAAAUACUUCGGCACCAUCACCUCGGUCGCAAUCUCCGGCACCUUCCGUUGCACCCCAACCCACACACUCGCGUCGCCCUAGUGCCCUUAGUGGUGGACCUGUGCAUACUAAGGACGGAGUCAGCAUACCUCGGAACAAUGUUGGAGCUGUAAAACCAAGCUCGGCUGUUACGUUUGGCUCUAUAGACGACGCUUCUGCACCCAUAUCCUCCUCCCCAACCGCUGCGCCUACAAUCAAAUCCGAAAAUGUCAAGUCUUUUGGGACGCUCCCAGCUCAGGCCAAUAUCGGAACAAUAAACGGCAAACCAUCGAUGACAAAGCCGACAGUGGCCAGUGGACCGACUGCAUCGACAUCUGCGGCGGUUUCCUCUCCAUCUCCAUCCUCUUCGACACCACCCCCUACAAAAAUUAGUAAGGUGGAUGUCAGAAAACUCUUCCAGACCGCAUCGUCCCCCGCACCUCCCUCACAACCCGAAACGCCCUCACCUUCACAACGCACCUCCAACCUUCCUCCCCAAUCCUCUCAGCCGCCUCCAAAUGGUGGACAGCCUCCGUCGCAACCAUCACCCAUGGGCGCCCACCCUUAUCCGCCUCCAUUCGUGCCCCAGAAUGGUAUGCGACCUCCACCCCAACCGAACACCGGCGGCCCUCCUCCCAGGUCGCCAGUAUACUCUCGACAACCGAUGGCCAAUGGGAAUGGACCCAGACCAUCGAAUGGACCCAACGGUCCGGGCGCUCCGUCGCAGAUGCCGUCCGGUAUGGGCAGUCCGCGAAUGUCUCAGCACCCGCAGCCUGGGAUGCCAGCGCCUGGAAUGCCUCCCGCACCAAUGCAACAGCCAAUGUGGCAGGGUUACUAUUAUCCAGGCAUGCCUCCAGAUGCACAGUUUGUUCCGUAUCAGCAUAACUGGUACGGUAUGCCUCCCCAGCACGGCAUGCCACCUCCCAACCAAUCGAUGGGCCCGCCCCCCGUGCCGGCUCCCCACAACCCGAUCCCCAUCUCUCCACGAAAUCACCCCAUCCCCAUCCAUAGUGGACCCGGGACACCGACACCUGCUGCAGCUGUUCCCACUGGCCACCAUCAGGCACCUUCACUACAACACACGCACUCGACGGCGUCCAGUGGACUUGCUUCUCCGCCUCCCACUCCGUCUUCGGUCCGGUUGAAUACGAAUGCAAACGCCUUCGUGCCCGGCAACAACCCGCGCAAGCCCGGCGGCAAAAUCUCACUUAAGAGCGCCGACGGGACCGAGAUCAACCUGGAGAAGUUCAAGCAGAACCAGACACCUUCCUCGGUUGCAUCGACACCAAGCGUGACGUCAUCUCCUCUGCCUAAUCCAGGACAUGUUCCACGCAAGUCUGUUCAGAUCCGGAUGGAGUCUGAAGAGGACAAGAAGAAGCGCAUGGAGGAGGUCGCUCGUCUGAAAGCCGAGUCUGAGGAGAAGGAACGCAAGGCCAAGGAGGAGCAAGCUCGCAAGGAGGAGGAGGUAGAGAACGAGAGAAAGAGGAAGGAAGAGGAGGAGCGGCUCCGAGUGGAACAGCUGAAGAAGGAGGAGGAGGCCAAGGCUGAGGCUGAGCGUAAGGAGAAGGAGGAGAAGGAGCGCAAAGAGCGGGAAGAGAAGGCCCGCAAAGAGCAAGAGGAGAAGGAUCGCCUCGAGAAGGAACGCUUGGAGAGGGAGAAGGAAGAGCAAGCACGAAAGGCAGAAGAGGAGGCCAGGUUGAAGAAAGAGCAAGAGGCUGCCGCUGCCAGCAUUACCUCGACUGUGCAGACAGAUGAGCCCGCCACGAUCGAAGAGGAAGAAGAGGGCGAGGUUCAGGAAAUCAGCAAACCCGAUGAGCUGGCUGCAGCCGACGCUUCUCCCUCCAAGGAUAAGAAGGAAUCGCUCCGAAUCGACACUGCUCCCUCCGAACCACUGCGUCGUCGCCCAGGUCCUCUCGAUCUCUCCGGUGCAUUCAAGCCCAAUAUCCCGAGCGCCCUUCCCUCUGCCCUCGCCACAGCACGUAUCAUCGAUGACAUCAACCGCAUCCAAUAUCCCGACAAUAUUCAGAGCCCUAAGCUUGAACUCAACGUCCACGCCAAGGACGGCAAGUUCAGAUACGAUCGGGAUUUCCUCCUCCAGUUCAUGUCUAUUUGCAAAGAGAAGCCUGACAAUCUCCCACCUUUGGAUGCGAUUGGUAUUGGCCCAGCAGACCAGAACGCAAUGACGCGGACGUCAUCGCGAGGAGGAACGCAUCGGUCCGGGCGAACACCCUCAAUUUCCAGUGCGUCAGGCGCUGGAGGGGGUUUCCCAUUCAGCGGGAAGACGGGCCCGGGCUACAGUGGCAUGGGCAACUUCGGUUCUACUGGCAAGACCAGUCAGGAACGAUACGAGAUGGCCAACGCCAUGCGCGCCGCCAGUGGCUCCGGGAUCCCUCCGUUCGGGCGGCCAGCGCCAAUGACCCGAACAAGCAGCCAGCCUGGUAUCAGCUCCGGCUUGAGCAAUAACAAGCGGACGCGCAGCAAGCGAGGCGAGACGAGGGACAAGAACAGCUCUGGUUCUCAGCACAACUCCAAUUUUUCUACUCCGCUCGAGAAUGUGGCACCUCUACAAGUCACUGCCAACCGAUGGGAUCGCAAGGCUCUGGGUGGUAUCGAUCCGGAUUCACCCGAAAUCGUUGAUCGCAAGGUGAAAUCGUUGUUGAACAAAUUGUCGAUGGAGAAGUUCGACUCGAUUUCGGACCAGAUCAUCGAGUGGGCGAACAAGUCUGAGAAGGAGAAGGAUGGGCGCACGCUUAUUCAAGUCAUUCGACUUGUGUUCGAGAAAGCAACCGACGAGGCCACCUGGUCUGAGAUGUAUGCUCGACUGUGUCGCAAGAUGAUGGAGCAGAUCAGUCCCAAAGUGCAGGAUGACGGAAUCAAGAACGCCGAUGGCAAGCCCAUCGCGGGUGGCCAGCUCUUCCGCAAGUAUCUCCUCAACCGUUGCCAGGAGGACUUUGAACGUGGCUGGGUUGCGAAAGAGGCCACGGCUGCAGCUGCAGCCACCAAGGCUCUGGAGGACAAAGCCAAGGAGACUGCUGUGACCGAGGCUGGAACGAACCCUGACGAGAUUGUCCUCUACUCUGACGAAUACUACGCUGCGCAAAAGGCAAAGCGACAGGGUCUUGGAUUGAUCAAGUUCAUCGGAGAGCUGUUCAAACUGCAGAUGUUGACAGAGCGGAUUAUGCACGAGUGUAUCAAGAAGCUGCUGGGCAACGUCGAGAACCCCGAGGAGGAGGAAAUCGAGAGUCUGUGCAAGCUCAUCUCGACUGUCGGACAGCUUUUGGACAGCCCCAAGGCCAAGGCGCAUAUGGAUGUGUACUUCUCGCGGAUGAAGGAACUUGGCAAGAGCAACAGCGUCAGCUCCCGAAUGCAAUUCAUGUUGCAGGAUGUCAUCGAAUUGCGCGACCGAAAGUGGACCACACGAUCUCAGAUGGCCCCUCCAUCGACAAUCUCACAAGUCCGAGACGGCGGUGCGAAGGACCUUUCUGCGGCCGAUAAAGAUGCAAACUAUCGGCAAGCAAGCAUGUCGCGCGGAGGAUCCCGUCGCGGUGGUGAUCGCAAUGGUGAAUUUGCCGGGCCCGGGCCCGACGGUUGGACCAACGUCAGCAACACACCUCGACUACCAUCCAAGGCUGGUGAUCUAUCCAACUUUGGGAAGAUCAGCAGCGGCGGCAAGGGUCUUCCUGCGACCUUUGGUCCGAGCAAUGUCUUUUCUGGUCGUAGCAAAGAGAGCAAGCGCGAGUCGGCUUCUGUCUCUCGUGCUAGCUCCAUGAGUUCAAAUAUGUUCUCCAUGCUGAGCCAGUCCGAGAGCGCUGAAGUCAAGGCGGCGACUCCAGAACCUCCAGCGCAGAGGCGCAAGCUCGUUCUUGCACCCCGGACGAAACCCACAGAGGGGUCAACAGCAGAAGCGACCCCUGUGGGCUCCGACGAUGGCUCCGAGGACGAGGAAUCUGCCGCUCCGCAGAUGGACGAGGCAGCUGCCAACACGAAGAUCUCCGAAGACUUGAAAGAGUUCUUCGCCGUUAAGAACCUGGACGAGGCCGAGGUUUACUUCACGGCACUGCCGCCGGUCCACCAUCACUUGUUGGUCGAGAAGCUGGCCGGCAAGGCCGUCGAGUCGAAGCCUGCCGACGCCCAGCUCGUGGCUGACUUGUUCGUUCGCGUCUCGGAGAAGAAUCUGUGCACUCUGGAUGCCUUCGAAGAGGGUUUGGCUGUUCUCGUCGAGAUCCUCGAGGACAUCGCCAUCGAUGCUCCGAAGGCUCCAAACAACAUGGCUGCGAUCAUCAAGUCGAUUCCGUUCGAUGCUGACCGGAGGACUGAGCUUGCAAACAAGUCAAUGGAGCCGGAGAAGCUUUUGGAGUUAUUAGCAUAGACUGCCGUCAUCUACUCAUCAUCGUCAGCCGUCAUAUUUUCGACCCUUCUGAAUCUCUCAUUGCAUUUCCUCUAUUCGUGGUUCUGCAUUAGCACGCAUUGUAUAUAUCCUACGUAGUAAAUGAGCCAACGCUUGAAGCAGACUUCGCAAGAGAAUCAUGACGUCAUGUAUCUCUUUGAUGAUCUUCGGUCGUGAUCUGAAAUCUUCUCCCUGAGCUCGCGGUCGCGAGCCCCGCGAAACGUCGAAUGCGCUCGACCUGGCGGAGUUUGACCAAACAUCUCAACUUUUACCGAGUCCACAUCUUGUUCUUCACAUUCACACCCCUCAUCUUUUCAGGGAUCUUCUACGCCUCCAAUGGUCACACGCACAUAUCUUAUAUCGACGCGCUUUACAACUCCGUCAGCGCGAUGACCGUCUGUGGGCUUGCUACGGUCGAUCUAAGCUCGCUCACGGCCUGGCAACAAGUCAUCCUGUUCAUCCAGAUGUGCUUGGGGAGUCCUGUUGUCGUAUCCUGGGUCAUGGUGUACCUCCGUCGGUAUUACUUUGCCAAGAAGUUCAAGCACAUUAUCGCUGCAGCAAGCGCCCGGAUCGAUUCACUUGAGGCACGGGGUAACGCACCGCCUCAAUGGACGCGCCGCUUCAGCACGCUGCUGUCGCGCAAAACGAUGCUGUCGGCGGUGGAGGAGAUGAGCAAGGAGGACCUGGCGGCGGUCAAGGCAAAGAAGAAGAAUACCAAGGGACUCAUGGGUUCUGUACGCAAGCUUCGCCCCGAUAUGAUUCGGCGCAUGGAUCAACCUCCGCAACUGGUUAAUCCGAGCGGCUGGAUUAGUGACGCAGAAUCGGCGCAGCGGCACGCCAAAGCGGAAGGCGAGAAAAAAGUAGAUGACCCCCCGGAUGUAGAGGAUAUCCCUCUGGAGGAGCACGUUGCCCCCGAAUCCAAGGGCACACGCCCACAGCAUUUGUCGUUCACAGGAACGAUGGUCUCGAGUCCUGAGCCUAUCUCCGAGGAGCCGACACCUCUGCAAACACCAUCGGCUGGCGAGCGAUCGGAGGUCUCACUGCGUCCCCCGCGAAGUCGAAGACUCUCUGAUCCCGGUCGAACCACGCCGGUGCCCGCCUCUCCCGUCACCAACUCGUUUCCGCGAUCUGACACCGUAGCGAUGGGUGCGCUGUUCCCCCGAACCCAAACGGUCGAAUUCGCGCCUGGAACACGGCGUGAUCGAACACACCGGCUUUCGACAUUAGACUACGAGUCUUCCGUGAACUCUCGGCGCUCCCAGCGAAUGAGCAGCGGAAUGCAGGACGGACCGCCAUCCAACAUCGGCCGCGGUGCGAAACAUAGCGGGUUCGGGGGCUUUCCUAUGCCCCUCCAGAUCGCCCAGGAUCUGCUCACACGAUUUUUUCCCAAGUUGGAACGUAAACUGACCCGAACGUUGACAUUGCCGCCGACGAUGACGCUGGCUUCUCGGGGCGGUGGGGACAGUGGCCUGGGCAUCAAGCCUGCUCCAUACAUUUCGUUUGACGCGAUUGUUGGACGGAACUCUCUGUUCAAGGAACUGACGGCCGAACAACAAGACGAACUAGGAGGCGUCGAGUACCGGGCACUGAAUGCUCUGUUGUGGAUUGUUGCUGGGUAUCACAUUGGGAUUCAGCUCGUCGCUUUUACGGUCAUCGCUCCGUACAUUUCGACACCGCGAUGGGCUGCUAACUUUGAGACUCCUAUGCAACACAGUCGUAUCCGACCGGCGUGGUUUGCCUUGUUCCAGGUUGUCUCCGCAUACACGAACACAGGCAUGUCUCUGGUUGAUCAGUCCAUGGUCCCCUUCCAAGAAGCCUAUGCAAUGAUCGUGUUUCUGGUCGUUCUCAUCCUGGCUGGGAACACGGCAUUUGUGAGUUAUUUUGAUCUACCGUCCCUGACCACACUGAAUCGGCCAAGCCUAUCUUGUGAGGCUACUCAUUCAAGCCUGAUCGCCGCUAAUCUCACCUUAUCUGGUCCAGUCUUCGAUUCCUCAUGUGAGGUUUGCUAUAACGAGAACACUGGGAUACUGACUCGCGUCUUCAGCUGGAUUCUGUCCAAAUUUGUGCCCAAAUCAUCGAGAUCUGGCGAAACCCUCCGAUUUCUUCUGGACCACCCGCGGCGAUGCUUCAUUUACCUCUUCCCUUCACAUCAAACGUGGUUCCUGGCGACCGUCGUUCUUUUCCUCAAUGUUACGGACUGGUUCUUCUUUAUGGUGCUGGACAUUGGCAAUCCUGCCAUCGAAAGCAUCUCUUUGAACACCCGGUUUGCUAUUGGGCUGCUGCAAGCUAUUGCCGUCCGCGCUGCCGGUUUUGGGACUGUGGCACUCUCUGCGCUGGCCCCCGCUGUCAAGGUGUUGUAUCUCAUUAUGAUGUACAUCAGUGUCUAUCCCAUCGCCAUGAGUGUUCGAUCAACGAAUGUGUACGAAGAACAGUCGCUGGGCAUCUUCCGAGAUGGCGAACCUGAGGAAGACGAAUGGAAUUUUCAGCCGCACGGCGAAAGCAGAAUGACGGUCUGGAGCAGCUACUUGGCCAUGCAUGCCCGUAAGCAGCUGGCGUUUGACAUGUGGUGGCUCGGUCUAGCUGUCUUUCUCGUCUGUAUCAUCGAGGUGUGCUACGAUUAUCUCAGUGUGAGCUAUUGCGUAUUGAGAUUGGACCAGCGGAGCAGCAUCGACAAGGAAGAAAACUUUGGUUGGUUCAACAUCUUCUCAGUGGUGUUUGAGCUUGUCUCUGCGUAUGGAACUGUUGGGCUCAGUCUUGGGAUACCCACACAAAACUACUCUUUUUCUGGUGCAUUUCGGCCAUUAUCCAAGCUGAUCGUCUGUUUCGUCAUGAUACGAGGCAGGCAUCGCGGCUUACCCGUCGCAAUCGAUCGGGCAGUCAUGCUCCCGUUCGAGUUUGCAGGGAAAGAUGCGGAAGAAGAAGAAAACCGCCAUGAGCACAACGACGAAGAUCCGCGGGAACACACGUUCUCCGCGUCCAGUGCCAGGAGCCGGCCAGACGAUGCGGAGUGGCGGCUACGGAAAACAGCCCAUCGCCAGAGCCAUGAAGAGGUGAAUUUGUCAGCAGCCCGUAGGAAUGCGGCCAGGCUCGAUCGGGACAGUGAUAAAUAGUUCUAAUAAUCGGAUACCCUGGCAUAUAGCUUCGAUAAUGUGUAACCUGUACCUGUAUCUCUACAUCUUCUUUUUGC
Molecule: messenger RNA, 7869 nt
Organism: Mycena citricolor
Lineage: Eukaryota; Fungi; Basidiomycota; Agaricomycetes; Agaricales; Mycenaceae
Source: the annotation of a GenBank genome assembly